Messenger RNA from Puccinia triticina, 396 nucleotides. RefSeq lists its product as uncharacterized. NCBI's taxonomy places the organism in Eukaryota, Fungi, Basidiomycota, Pucciniomycetes, Pucciniales, Pucciniaceae. The transcript is spliced from 5 exons. The record is from RefSeq and is a predicted model, not a curated record. Bases 1 to 396 code for a protein of 131 amino acids.
AUGGACUUGACGGUUUGCCAAUCAGCUUCAAUCACUCCCAAAGUUCUAGAAAUCGACCCGACCAAGGACCUUGCCAGUACGGAAACCCCACCACCCACGGCAGUCGAAGAGGUGGCCCCUAUAGACACCUCUGAUAUAGGGAUCAGUGAAAUCGAAAAAACUCGAAAGCUGGAGAAACUGCUAGCUGAUCGACCGGACAAAACCGAGCUUAUUGAAAAAAACGUCCUCAAACCAGGCAAUUUAGAUCCUUCUUUACAGGCCAAACAAGCAGAAUUAUCGAAGAAUCAAUUGGAAGAUAAGCUUAAUGCGGCCCUUGCACAUCGACCCGAACCAGAAAAACUAGUCAAAGAAGGCAUCUUGACGGAGGAAGAGACAGCCGCGCUCAAAACGCAUUGA